Molecule: messenger RNA, 840 nt
Organism: Camellia sinensis
Lineage: Eukaryota; Viridiplantae; Streptophyta; Magnoliopsida; Ericales; Theaceae
Source: RefSeq, a predicted model, not a curated record
AUGGAACCUAACAAUCAUGAGAAUGAUGGGGGUGAGUGUGAUUGGAAGCCUAGAGUUCGCAUGACAUUUGAUACAGAACAAGAAGCAUAUGAUUUCUAUAAUACUUAUGGAGGAAGGUUGGGCUUUAGUAUUAGAAGGGGUUAUGUAAACAAGAGCAAAGAGGGGCAAAUCACUUCAAGGCAAUUUGUUUGUAAUAAGGAGGGAUUUCGGGUUGUCGACAAGCGAGAUCCAUUAACAAAAAAUCCUAGGCAGGAAGUGAGGACUGGUUGUCAAGCCCGACUUGUCAUUAAGUGGGAUAGGAAUAUGAAGAUAUCUGCAUCACAGGCAACCGAAAUAGAUUUAGCUGAAAAAUCUGGAAUCCGUCUUAAUGCUGCAUUUGAGCUCAUGGGUAAUGAAGUUGGUGGAAGGGAGUCACUUGGGUUUACAAAACUUGACCAAAAAAAUUAUUUGAGAACGAAGAGGCAAAACAGCUUAGCAUAUGGGGAGGCAGGUAGCAUUUUGCAAUAUUUUCGUGACAAAUCAUUGGAGAAUCCAUCUUUUUUUUACUCGGUCCAAUUAGAUAACGAGGAGCAGAUUACAAAUAUAUUUUGGGCCGAUGCUCAGAUGAUCAUGGAUUAUGGGCAAUUUGGUGAUGUUGUCACUUUCGACACUACUUACAAGUUAAAUAGUGCACAUAGACCAUUUGCGUCUUUUGUUGGAUUUAACCAUCAUAGGGAAACUGUGAUAUUUGGUGCAGCUUUGAUGUAUAUUCUGAAGAGAUGGACUAAAAAAGUACUAUAUGGUCGUGGUCGUGGGCGUGGCCGUGGGCAUGGGGAUGUGGAUCACACGCCAACAUCUUAG